Messenger RNA from Strongylus vulgaris, 345 nucleotides. The record is from the annotation of a GenBank genome assembly. NCBI's taxonomy places the organism in Eukaryota, Metazoa, Nematoda, Chromadorea, Rhabditida, Strongylidae.
AUGUCAGUUCGGAGUAUUUCAAUAGCAAUACUUCAGACCGCUGAAGGUUCUCGAUUUUAUCACUUUACCUUCACUUUUGGCUGGCAUUUAUGGAACACACAUACUGGUGACAACAGUAUCACGACUAGUAAGUACACAUCUUGUCAAGUUCUCUUAUGGAAGAAACUAAUCAAUUUUUUCCAGGACGAGUUGAUUUCUUAUCGUUAUAUUGUUGUUUUUCGUAUUCUUGACCUAUUCUUUAUGUUCUUCGGAUUACAACAGCCAGUAUUCGACUUUUUGGCACGUUAUGGUGCUUUUGGAUGUGGAACUGUUUUGCCAGCUAUAGAGACAUCAUUCUGUAAGUGA